UUAGUAACACCUAAAAGUUUAGACCUUGUCUGGCUAUUGCCUCUAUAGAAUAAGCUUUUAAAACAUGGCACUGUGACCACACUUAAAAUAUUCCACUGCAAUUUUAAUCAUCACUUUGCCUAAAGUCAAGCCGCGCUAUUUUUUCUUAAUUCUGUUCAUCGUCGAACGGGUUUUGGCCGCCUGUUAUGGGACUUUGGUACGAAACCACCUGCCCAUCUGGAUGACGAGGCAAACACUCUCUCUGCUGGCAAAUGUUCUUUUUCAAAAAAAGCUACGAAAUCUUUGCCAAGCUUCCCUCCCUACGGUCCGGUAAGCUGUUCUCCGAAUGCACCGCUUUAUUUCCCGCUGUAGUCUCGGACACGUCGAUUCCACAAGAAGCGCUACCGGACGCCAACUACAAUCUGAAUCGACGAUCAAAGCUGAGUCGGCCAAACUCGAUAAAUUGGGAUUUGCUCUACUUUAGGGGAGCGAAAAGCCUGGUUCUCUCUCAAUCGGAGAUAGCACUGUGCCUGAAGUUGUAAUCUCUUUGCUACGCUGUAAUGAGAAGCAUUGACUUGCUGCAGAGCACCUUCCUUCCUGAUUUACCCUUUGGACAACUUGCGUUUGCCAUCCGACCGCUUGCCUCGAGCUAAUCUUAUUUCAACCAACUGACUAUUGCAAUCUAGUCUCGGCUUUCACACAAGUGACAAUGGGGUGCUUUACCUUCAUCAAAGUUAUGAUGAUCCUAUUCAACCUCUUUAUCUUUCUUGCUGGAGGAGCUCUCCUUGGUGUUGGAAUAUGGGUCAGUGUGGAUGGGGGUUCUUUCAUACAAGUCAUUGGACCAGUGUCGUCACAAGCAAUGCAAUUUGUCAAUGUUGGUUACUUUUGCAUAGCAAUUGGUGCUGUGUUAGUCCUCCUUGGAUUCUUGGGUUGCUGUGGAGCACAGAAAGAAAGCAAGUGCCUACUAAUAUUGUUCUUUGCCAUUGUCCUGAUCAUCUUUAUUGCUGAGAUUGCUGCUGCAGUUGUUGCUUUAGUGUAUUCUUCCUUUGCAGAAAGUCUUCUACGUGCAUGGGUUACUCCAGUACUGCAAAAUGACUAUGGAAGAAGAAAAGAUGUGACCGGUAUCUGGAAUACCACAAUGAGUGAAUUGAAAUGUUGUGGCUUCAGCAACUACACAGACUUUGAGAAUUCAUAUUACUUCAAAAACCACAACAAUACCUUUCCAUCACUCUGUUGCAAUUCCACAGUCCUGUGUACUGAGGCUGCAGCUGCUAAAAGCAAUGUACAGGGAUGUUUUCAUCAACUUUUUGACAUCUUGAAGGAGAAUGCUAACAUUGUAGGAGGGAUUGCAGCAGGAAUCUGUGCACUGGAGAUUGCAGCAAUGGUGGUGUCCAUGUACCUGUACUGCAAGAUUGAUAGCAAAGAAUGAAACAUGAAAGCUAACUUGGCAAGGCAUCCUUGUAACCUCUUCUGAUCUGAGAAUAACAGAACUUCUGACCUGAAAACCAGUGCCAAAUAGGACGUUUGAUACUUGAAGUUGACUCCUUCUAGCAAUGUUUCUGCACCUUUAACAAGUCAAUCUACACUCAAAUUGCUAGUGCAUUUUUAAUAUUUAAGCCCAGCAACUUGAGUCACUUGCUGAUAAAUGCAACAAUGUCAUGAUCUCAAUGCUUGUCUUUUCCUUCAUCCCUACCUCUUGGGACAUGUAUGGAAGUGAAACUCUUCUGGGAAUUAACUCCUUCCUACUGUUGUAUCUCACUUUCUCCUUUUUCAGUCUGAACAAAAGCUACACUGUCUAAAUUUAAUGAGCAUGCAGUCCAGUGCAGCAAUAUCAGUAAAGUGAUCCAGAUGUCUUGCUUGAUCUCUAGAGCAAAAUAGCAUUGGCCACAACUGGGACUUUUGCCGAUUUGUACCCUGACCAUAAGAGUAGAAUGCAAUAUUCUUGUUUUUAAGUCACUUGCUUACUGAAAGCAAUUGGAGGAAAGAUGAAUUGAUUCUUAACUGUCAACUAUUGAACUAGAUAAAUUAUUUACCAUGUACAGCAUGAGGCCUAGAUUCUUGUAUGUGUGUAUAUAUGCCAUAAGAUAUCAAGCUGCUUAGUUCAGAUUAUGAAAGCUCUAUUUCAAAAUAGCUUGCAUUUGUAUAGCCUUUAUGUAUGUUUUUGUCACUUUUUAAACUUGCAAGGCAAAUAAAGUCUAACCUUUAAAGGGUAACAGCUUUGGACUUUGUAUUCAAAGGGUCAUCUAAAAUGUAGCAUGUUUUUGUGUAUAAUGCUUUCCCACCACCUUUCCAAAUGGAUUGAGCUCUUUGCUUUUCUGUUAGUAUCCAACAUGGCAUUUGUGUGGGUGUUUGAACAAACAUUUCACUGGGGCCCAAGGGGCAUGUCCAAAACACUUCAUGUUGAGCUUUACAGGGAUGUAAAGCUUAAGAUUUUGCCUGAGGGGAAAUUGACUUGCCAUAGAGAUUUGGAAGUGUACUUUAAGUUUGAUCACUGACCAAAAAGUCCAUGUUUUCAUGCAAUUACAAGCCUAGGCAGUAAGAUCACUUGAAGUGUGACUUUGUCUCCAAGUAGUUUCUUUAAUUGGGAGGUCCAAAGCUCCUGCUUUAAAGAGCUAUAGCAUUUUGGUAAGAACUUUCAUGGCUUGCUUUAAACAGCAUAGCUUUUGGCCUACUCUUCUAGGACAGUAACUGAAUUAAAGUAUCCCUUGUCAUUGUAGAUAAUGAGCACACUAAAAAUAAUGAAUGCAUCUAGCUUUAAUGCUAACCAUGAGAUCAGUGUAAUUUCCAUCCUCAAACUACACUGUCUCUCAGGCUGGAGUUUUUUAGCAAGACUGAAGUACCACCAGUCCAGCCACUUCCCCACCAGUCGGGUUCAUAGAAUUCCCUACAGUGUGGGAACAGGCCACUUAGCCCAACCAGCCCACUCUGUCCUCUUUCAUCUUGUCUAGUUACCCCCCCCCCCUUUCAAUUUGAAGUUUUCCUGUGACGGCCAACUGAAGUUGGUGACCAGUCUUGAGCUGACAUGACAUGAUUCAUUCCAUUUAUAGUGAAUCAAUGCCACUGCUCCCUCCUCACAUCCACAGGCCUAUUAACCUGUGGAUUUCUCUUAAACCAGAGGUCUGGGACUCCCUAGUUUUGGUUUAAAAAAAACCUUUUCCAUGCAACCUGUCAAGACAGUUCCAAUGACUAUCUGAUCCAACUGCUAAAAUUAGCAGAUUAACAAUUUCACCAUGUGGUUGGUAACAAACAUUUGCCUUUGGUAAAUGAAUUAAAGAAUGAGGGAAAUAUUAAGUGGUUUACAGAUGUCUAACUUUUUGGAUUUAGGUCAUCUUGGAGUCAAAUAUGCUAUCUAAAGCUUUCUUGUCAGUCACUAUGACCACCAGUUCUGACUGUAGCCUCCAACUCCAGCCUUUUGAAGGCUGGAGCCUUAAUUUAGCCUUUUCUCAAGAUGUGGGUGUGUUUUUUUGGGGUUUUGGCUUCUAGUAUGCACAAAGGUGGGUUUUUUGGGGCAUCAGGUCCCUUUUGAACUUGCAGAAUUCUUAUUCUUGAUUAAUCCACAUUAAUCUUAACUUUAGUUCCAAAGCUGCUUCUUCCUAAUCUCUGCACAUUCCAGCCAUACUGUUUUGUUUAGGAGGGCUCAUCAGCAGGGUGGAUUUUAGCCUUUUGAACAUACACUUACUGGCUAUACCUUCAGCUACCCCUGACCUAAGCUGUGGAAUUCCCUAUUUAAAUGUUUGUUUCUACCUUUAUUGUUUCCCCAAUUCAACAACUUGGUUUGAGAUGUUUUCAUUGUAGAAAACAUAGCUUUUGGCUUUGUGCCCCUCCCUGUGGUUGUGCAUUUUAUUUUUAAUAAAGCUCCUGAAGUGCUUAUUUUGUUCUGCUUUCUGCAUAGCACAUUUGCUGUAGUUUUGAAUAGAGCCUUUAAUCAAGUCUCAUCUGCCUAAUCUUCCUAACCCUUUAUGCUAUUAUGAAGCUCCUCAGUUCAAAACAUUGGCUUGUUCAUCAGUUCAUAGCACUUUUUUGGCCCUUUGGAAAUCAGAACACCUUGCAAACACCUUGCAAACUACAUCCUAGGCUUGGAUUUUUGUAAUGACUGAGUCAAUGCUAAAGGAGGCUAAGGGAAAAAUUCCCAGCCCCAACUCCUCCUAUGGCAUGUGCAAACUUCACAGGUGUGCAACACUGGGAGUUAGUAAGACUUUGCAAACACCAGCUAUCUACAAAUCAACAACUGCCCCCAGUCGUCGAAGUUUGGGGACCCACUUGUGUGACCUGCAUGAUGUGCAUAUUAGACUUAGCAAGAAUAGGUCUGCAUUUUUGGGCAAUUCUUUAGAAAGGUAGGUACCUCGCUGAGUAUGAGUCUGUAAUACCUUCGAGAGCAAGAAGCAAGCACACUGACAUUAACUUUCAAACUCCUCGCAAUUGUCAAGAGGAACAACAAAGUCAACUGUCAAAACAACCACGAAAAGCAUCAAAGUCAAAAGCAAAUUUAAAAGGGAACUGCCUUUAAAACUCUUACCCUAUAAAUCUUUGGAAUCAUGUUAAAGGAAUGUUAAUAUGAAUGUUGCUAUUUCACUCUAUCUGUUUAUGUAAGCCUGAUGGAUAAGUGCUGCAAGAUUGAUCUGACAACCAUCCAUUAUUGUAAAUUUCCUGCUGGUUUAUGUAUUGAUUGAUAUCUCCAAGUGUUCACAGAUUUUGUGGUGUCACUUUGAAUUCUAAUAAUUGUCUUUGUAAAGGAUUAUACACUCAAGUGAAAUAUUUGUUCUUAUGAGAGAUUAUGUUGU
Molecule: messenger RNA, 4760 nt
Organism: Stegostoma tigrinum
Lineage: Eukaryota; Metazoa; Chordata; Chondrichthyes; Orectolobiformes; Stegostomatidae
Product: tetraspanin-1
Exons: 8
Coding region: 689-1408 (239 amino acids)
Cellular component (GO): membrane
Source: RefSeq, a predicted model, not a curated record